AACUGAUCUUCAGUUUAAGUUCAGCAGCAAUGGAGUUCGUAAGCGUGGAUGAUUUUAAAGAGAAGGCUUGUAGUUUACUUCCAAAUGGAAUUUUGGAUUACUACCAAAGUGGUGCUGGUGAUGAAUUUACACUUCGACUAAAUGAAUCUGCAUUUGAUAAGAUCCGAAUUAGGCCACGAUACUUGAAUGAUGUUUCCAAAAGGACAACCCAAACUAGGGUUAUGGGACUCGAUCUUGAUAUGCCCGUGGCAAUAGCUCCUACUGCAAUGCAGAAAAUGGCACAUCCUGAAGGUGAAGUUGCUAACGCCAGAGCAGCUGCUUCUGCAGGGGUUCUCUUUAUCUUGAGCACAAUUACAACGUCUUCAAUUGAAGAGAUUGCUGAAGCUACUCCUGAGAGUGAUAAAUGGUUUCAAUUGUACAUAUUCCGGGACAGGGAAAUUACGAAGAGUCUGAUAAGACGAGCUGAAAAAUGUGGUUUCAAAGCCAUUGUUUUGACUGUUGAUAAUUCUGUUUUUGGUAUACGAAGGAAAGAUAUCAGGAAUAACUUUUCAAUGCCGUCUAAUCUGAAACUGGCUAAUUUUGUUGGUGAUAGAGCAACAGGUAUUGGCAAUACCAAUGAUGGGCCUGGUGUUAUGGAAUACGUCAAAAAAGAGUACGAUGACUCAAUAACAUGGGAAGAUCUCAAAUGGCUAGUCAAGUUCACUAACCUGCCUAUCAUUGUAAAGGGAAUUCUAACUGCUGAAGACGCUGUUAUCGCUGUUAGAUGUGGUUGUAAGGGCAUUAUUGUUUCUAACCAUGGAGCUCGACAGUUGGACGGUAUUCCUGCUACCAUCGAAGCUCUUCCGGAAAUUGUAGCUGCUGUGGGGCAUAAGGUUACCGUGAUGAUGGAUAGUGGUAUCAGACAAGGAACGGAUGUGUUCAAGGCACUAGCUCUUGGAGCUAAAUUGGUCUUUAUUGGUCGUCCAGCAAUUUGGGGCUUAACUGUUGCUGGACAGCAGGGAGUCGAGGAUGUCUUAAGGAUUAUCAAGAACGAAUUCGAAACCUGCAUGGGCCUUGCAGGAUGUUCAGCAGUUUCAGAUAUAACCAAGAAACAUGUAGUUCACGAAAGUUUCUACAGUAAGCUGUAAAUCAGGAAUUCCAAUUAAGUUGUUAUCUUGAAAUUAAUUAAUUCAAAUAAAUCAAUUUUUGGAA
Messenger RNA from Phlebotomus papatasi, 1191 nucleotides. RefSeq lists its product as uncharacterized. The transcript is spliced from 4 exons. Gene Ontology annotation, molecular function: oxidoreductase activity; FMN binding. Lineage: Eukaryota; Metazoa; Arthropoda; Insecta; Diptera; Psychodidae. Bases 30 to 1127 code for a protein of 365 amino acids. The record is from RefSeq and is a predicted model, not a curated record.